ACCCACUGAUAUGUUAAGAUUGAUUUGCUAGGAGACACUGUGAGCAGACACACUGAUGCGGAUUGCACCAGCUCACCCAUCUACAUAUUACUUUGACAUGCUGUACACGUCUAUUUGACUAAGGAGAGAGUAGACUAACAUUGGUAUUGACACAAUUAGAACAAAUAAGUACACAUGGUUUCUCUUUAUCUUCUCAUCCUUGUCUUUGUCCAUGGACCAUCAGGUUGCAACAGCCUGUGGACGGUGACAAAAAGUACUGCAAAGAGUGGCGGAGCCAUCACAAUCCCCUGCCACUACCACCGCAUGUUCAGAGACCAUGCCAAAUACUGGUGUAAGGGCAGAACCUGGCCCUUAUGUACUGUGAUGGCAAGCACCGACCCAAGGCGGAACAGAGGAGGCAUGUCAAUCACAGACAUCCCAGAGGAGCUGGUCUUCACUGUGACCAUGAAGAACCUACAGGAGACUGACACCAACAGGUACUGGUGUGCUCUGAAAGUGGGUGGGAUAGGCAAGCCAGAUGUCAAAGUAUCCGUGGACCUCACAGUCACCCAAGGCUCUCCUGAUCUGUCAGUGGUUGAUGAGCUGGUAUCUGGUGAGGAGGGGGGCAGUGUCAGUGUACAGUGUCUCUACAGUGACACACUCAGAGGCAAAGAGAAGAAGUGGUGCAGGAGUGGGGACCGGCAUUCCUGUCAGACACAGACAGAUACUAGCCAGAAUGCAUCUGUUGUGAUCAGUGAUGGCAAGAGGGGAGUGUUCAAUGUGACAAUGAAACAACUAGAGAAGAAAGAUGCAGGCUGGUAUUGGUGCUCUGUUGGAGACCUACAGGCUGCAGUUCAUAUCAACGUCACUCAGAGAUCCACAGCACACAGGAACACUGCAGAAGCAGUGACUACUCCAACGCUGCCCAUGUUACACUCCGCAUUCUUGACAUUUGCAGACUCCACAGCUACCUCUACCUCAAAGACAAACCCUUCCGCCACAGUAGACUCUGCUCUGACAACAUCCUCAUAUGGCUCUGCAACUCCCUAUCCAUCUGUCUCAGUUCCAUACAUCACAAUCCAUUCUUCCACACUGACUUCUUCACUAACAACAGUACAACCUACAUGCUGUCCUUCUACUGAAUCUACAGCUACUUACAAGAAAAUCAGCAACCUGCCCUGGCAUGCUCUUAUUCUCAUUGUGUUGGCCAUGGUGUUGUUGGUUAUUGUUGUUAUGGCUGCAGUUAACAUCUAUAGAUAUUCCAGGAAUAAUAUCAGACCUGUGGAAGGAGAGAUGACUGAGCUGGUGAUAAAUCAAGAUCAAUAAUAUCAAUUAAAAGAGCCUAAAAAUAAAUUUGGAUCAUAAAAAUUACUGUAAGUUUGCUUUAAUAUCAACCAAAAUAAUCACAUGUACAGUAAAUGGAUUGUAGCAAUAACACAAUUAGCUAGAGAACAGAGAAAAAAAUGCAUGAAACAUUAAACAAUUUCAAUAGAUUAUUCUGUUGUGGCUGCAAAAUCAUGAAGAACCAUUCAAAAAGAAUUGUCAUCAUAAGAGCAGACACAAAUAGAUGUCAUGUGUAAUUAGCUAACGUUACAAAACAAAUCAAUAACUGAAUUAAAAGUUCAAGAAAGAGAAAUGUGACUACACAUUAUUGUACAAUAGCAUUCAUCUUUAGGUAAGGUUUGUAUCUUUAUAACAGAACUGAAAGAGCUAUAAACAUUUGACGAUGUCUUUCAAAAACCUGACAUACUGGAGACUGAGAUGAUCGAAUGGAUCCUAAGACAGACUGCAUCCCUAGGUGAGGGGGAUUCGAAUGAUCAAAAUGACACACAUUGUCAUGUUCCGUUAAUUUUGUUCAUUAAAUGAAGAAUAAACACAAAUGCAGAGA
Messenger RNA from Salmo salar (Atlantic salmon), 1867 nucleotides. Its product is annotated as polymeric immunoglobulin receptor. Gene Ontology annotation, molecular function: transmembrane signaling receptor activity. The record is from RefSeq and is a predicted model, not a curated record. Lineage: Eukaryota; Metazoa; Chordata; Actinopteri; Salmoniformes; Salmonidae. Gene Ontology annotation, cellular component: plasma membrane.